CAGAAAAAGGCUGGGUUGCAAUUACAAGAAGGGCAGUAAAGAGUAAAAGAUCUGAAUACAAUCUUCAAGCGUGAAAAGGCUGGGUUGCGUAACUCAUUUCCCCUAAAUAAGCAAGGUUUUACUCGUUGAACAAAUCUCUUGAUAUAUAAUGUUUUUUAUUAGAUCACCAAUAGCUUUUUUAGCAUGUGCUCAGACACUCUUUUUAUGUCUAGCUGUAUGAAGGUUACAUUAGCCACAAUGAGUGUGCUACAAGAUAUACACAGUUUAAGGAUGAAUGUUAUUGUUAUUGACAUCUCAUUAUGGUCUUUCUUUACGGGAUCAUUACAUCCAUUUCCACAUACAGCCACUUUUAAAUUUCUGGGUCAUUUAGGAUCGGGUACCUUUUGGCUAUCCCAAAGAGUUGGAUUUUUUCAAGAGGCCCUGUUACACGCACGGGCAAUUGUAUUUGAAAUUGUCCUUUUGACGUUGACAAUUAGUGUCCCAAACUUGUUUUCGAGGGGAAAGUUUUUAGUAAAAUUGGUAUUGAUUUCUUUGGUGGUAUUGGGUGUUCAUGUCGGCAAAAGAGUAGACACUUUCAAAAGUUUCAAUAUUUAUUUUGCUUUCUAGAGAAAAGAGUUUGUUUUAUUUUUACAGAGUGUAAGGCAAUUAAG
This is a messenger RNA of Mucor mucedo, 650 nucleotides long. RefSeq lists its product as uncharacterized. The record is from RefSeq and is a predicted model, not a curated record. The transcript has 5 exons. Bases 184 to 606 code for a protein of 140 amino acids. NCBI's taxonomy places the organism in Eukaryota, Fungi, Mucoromycota, Mucoromycetes, Mucorales, Mucoraceae.